AUGUCUGAAGGUGAAAGAACGGAGCCAGAGAAGAGGAAACUAGGGCAAAAUGACGAUGACACUUUACCUGGACAGUUUCUUAUAGGCUUGAAUGAAAGUUUUGAUCAUAUUAGAAACCAAAUCUUGGUUAUGGAUCCUUUGCCUACUAUAAAUAAGCCAUACUUAAUGGUUUUGAGAGUUGAGAAGCAAAAAGAGGUGCAUAUAACAUUUACAGAAAAUAUUCAAAAUACUGCUAUGUUUGCUAAGGCACAAAAUUAUAAGAAGGAAAUAGUAGGGAAGAAGGGGUACAAAAUGAAAGACAUGAUGAAGAAAUCUGAAAGGCAUUGUACAAUUCUUAAACAUGCAUUAAGCUCUAUUGAGUUAUUAGAUUCAAGAUCUUGGAUUAUUGAAACAGGAGCUUCCAGUCACAUGUGUGUUGACCUUGAAAUACCACAACAGCAGCCACUUAUCUCAUAUCGACAUCCUUUGCCUGGUUCCUUUUCUUAUAACUUCACCAACAACUCACAAAAUACAGCCUUUUCACAAUCUUCACCCGAGAGCUUCUCACCAACUUCAACUUCUCAUGGUGUUUCUGGUACACCAUUGUCAGGAUCCAGUAAGGCUUUUCUUGCUGCUACUCAUCAAAACAACAGUGGACAUACUAGCCCAUGCUCACAACCUCAGUUAUCACCAGUACAUACUGCUUUUGCUACUUCCUUUACUCAUUCAGAUCCUAUGUGGUACAUGGAUUCAAGAGCCAUUGACCACGUUACAACAGACUUAAAUCACAUGAGUAUUAGUAAGAAUUAUGAUGGUGUUAGUCAGCUUCAAGACAGGUUAACUAAAGCAACAUUACUGCAAGGGGAGCUUAGAGGAGGCCUUUAUCAGUUGAAUAUUCCACACUCCAACUCUGCUCAUUCAUCAUCAUCUUCUUCCAGUUAUCCUGGUGUGUCUAAACCCUAUCUACCUAUGUCUUGUAUCUGUAAUAAUAAUUCUGGUUCUUGUGGAAAUAUGUCUAGUCCUUAUCCUAAUAUGUCAGCUGCUAGUACUCUGAAAAAUAAAAGCUUGAGUUGUAACUCUGCACAGUCUAUGCUUUACAAUGCUACUAAGUGUAAAGAUCUUUCUAUCAAUAAUAAUAAAACUUGUUCCUCUAAUUUUGAUAUUCUUUGUUUUAAUGCUGAUACAAUUGAUAUUGAUUACAUGAUAUGGCACAAACUCUUAGGACAUCCUCAUUCUCUUAUUUUACAAAAAAUUGUUGCUGGUUUGUCUAAGAACACUAUCUCUAAGAGCAAGUCAUCAUCCACUCAUUCACUCUCAUUUUGUGAUGCACGCCAACUUGGCGAAUUACAUCUCACUAGUUUUCCUCCAUCCACAUCUCAAGCUACUGCACCCUUAGAACUUAUACAUAGUGAUGUUUGGGGUCCUGCCCCAUUACCUUCAUUAGAAGAUGGAAAAAUCGUUGUCACUCCAUGUGUCAGGUUUAAUGAGUCAGAAUUUCCUUUUUCUCAUGGACAUGUUGCUUCAUCUUCCUCUCCUGAGCUGUCAUCUGAAUCAUAUACUUCCUCUGGUCAAAUUCAAUCUCUUCCAUUUCCUGUCAUCACUACACAAAGUCCUCCCUCUUCAACAGAACAGGCCCCUCUUCCUUCUGCAGUGACAAGCUCAUCAAAACUGUCUGAAAAUGGCACUUUAGCACUAGGGAACAAGUGGGCAUUUAGAACCAAGUAUAAUGUAGAUGGUUCUUUGCAAAAAUACAAGGCUAGGUUGGUUGCAAAGGGUUUUCAACAAACCCCUGGACUUGACAACUUUGAAACAUUUAGUCCAGUUGUCAAACCAUCCACCAUCAGAAUCAUUCUCACCUUGGCUAUUAUGCAUGGUUGGGAUGUUCAGCAAAUUGAUGUCAACAACGCAUUUUUAAAUGGUACUUCAAAUGAAGAGUUAAAGGCUGCCCUCCUCAGCAAGGGUUUUGUUAAUUCUGUCUCUGAUUCAAGCUUAUUUAUUUUUAAGCAUAAUUCUUUACUAAUCGAUGUGUUAGUCUAUGUGGACGACAUUAUUUUGAUAGGAUCCAGCUCAAAUUACAUUACUCAGCUUUUGAAGGAUCUAAAUGAUCAGUUCUCACUCAAAACUCUUGGUUCAUUGCACUAUUUUCUUGGUCUGGAAGCUACACGAAACUGCAGUGGUAUCCACUUGAAACAAACCAAAUAUGCAGCUGAUUUAUUACUCAAAACCCGCAUGAAUGAAGCUUACCCUUGCUCCACUCCCAUGGCAAUUGGUACACGGUUAUUCUCAGGUGAUAGUGACUUAUUUGAGCAGUCUAGUUUGUACCGAAGCACUAUAGGGGCACUUCAAUACCUUAUACUUACAAGACCUGAUCUUAGCUUUCCUGUUAACAAGCUUAAACAGUUCUUAUCAGCUCCUAUAACUCUUCAAUGGCAAGCAUGCAAGAGAAUUCUUCGGUAUGUCAAAGGAACAUUGGAUUAUGGUUUACACUUUCAGCUCACUCGUUCUCUCUAUGUGGAAUGUUAUGCCAUUGCAGAUUGGGGAAGUAAUUUGGAGGAUCGACGCUCUACUAGUGGUUGUUGUGUAUACAUGGGACCCAAUUUAGUUCAGUGGAGUUCAAGAAAGCAGCAAGUUGUAGCCCUUUCUUCCACUGAAGCUAAGUAUAGAGCAUUGGCUCAAACAGCCACAGAGGUAGCAUGGUUGCAGAGUUUAUUCACCGAACUAGGAAUUUUUAUAAAUCUUAAGCCUGUGAUAUGGUGCGAUAACAUUAGUCCAACAGCAUUAGCUUCUAAUCCAAUCUUUCAUGCAUGCACCAAACACAUCUAG
This is a messenger RNA of Pistacia vera, 2802 nucleotides long. RefSeq lists its product as uncharacterized. NCBI's taxonomy places the organism in Eukaryota, Viridiplantae, Streptophyta, Magnoliopsida, Sapindales, Anacardiaceae. The transcript is spliced from 8 exons. The record is from RefSeq and is a predicted model, not a curated record. The coding region runs from base 1 to 2802 and encodes 933 amino acids.